Molecule: messenger RNA, 1570 nt
Organism: Centruroides sculpturatus (bark scorpion)
Lineage: Eukaryota; Metazoa; Arthropoda; Arachnida; Scorpiones; Buthidae
Exons: 10
Coding region: 123-1370 (415 amino acids)
Source: RefSeq, a predicted model, not a curated record
AUCAAGAACACAAUACUUACAAAAGCUAUUUAAUAUUUAAGUUUUACUUACUAACUAUAGUAAAUAUAUUUUCAUAUAUUCUUUUGUUAGAUAUUGGAGGAAGAUUUGAUGGAAAGUCAUUUAUGAAAUAUGACUUUGAUAUGAUAAAUUCAUCAUUAAAUACCAUGUCUAUAAAAUUAGCAUUUUCAAUAUCUGAAUAUAGAUCUGCCACCAAACAAUUAAUAUUAUUUAUUCAAUUUUCAGAGAGUGAAAAUUAUAUUAUGGUUACGAUUUUACCUCAGGGAUCACUUUCUAUUGAAGAAAGAUUUAAUGCUUCUGUUAGCAAAAUACACAUAACAAAAAACACUUCGUUUGUUGAUAAUUUUAGACAUUGGAUAUAUUAUCAAAGGAAUAAUGACAUUGUUGAUCUUGUGGUAGAUGGUGAUGUAUAUCCUGUAAACAGGCAUAUUGUGACAUCCUCUUUACUUCAUCGUCAUUAUAAUUAUAGUAGUGUUUUAAUUGGAAGUCUGUAUCCUUUUGAUUCAAAAAUUUCUGACAUGAAAAUCUCAAAUUUUAGUGGAUGUUUAUCAAAUUUAAUUGUGACUUUUAAUGACAUAGAGAUUAAACCACUAGAAGCAGCAUUUGGCUAUGAGAAAGGUACACACCAGAAUGUUCAAAUCUUUGGUGGCGUGACACAGACACAUUGUGCAGAAUUUGCUGACAAUACUAAUUAUAUUAAAAAUAUUCUGCCUUUAUUACCUGAUAUUUUAAAAGAAGAAUGGAUAUCAGAACUACCAAAAAUAAUUCCAUAUAAAUUUGAACUUCCAAAUGAAAAAGUAGAACAUCUAGAAAAAAUUAAAGUUAUCAGUUCACGUGUAGCAAUAACCAUGGCUGUAUUUUUGCUGGUGGUACUGAUUGGUGUGAUGAUCUAUGUUUGGCGACUUCAUAAAAGAUAUCAAAGAAAACAGUUUGAAGAAGAGGCACGGUUUUUUAAAUCCAGGAAGAGUCUCUCUUCACCAAAAGUCACUUUUCUGGACAAUAAUGAUUUCUACAACUCAUGGCAUGAAGUAUCUCCAUCUCCUGACCUAGAAACCGAAAUCCCAAUCAACCUUUUUUUCCCUGCUGACCCAAACAAUGCAAACGUGCAUCACCUAGAUGACUCCGACGUUGUCGAGAUGACUCCUCUUAGGAAUUACUCUUCUCGAGAUUUCGAAUGGGACCUGACCGGCGAUGACGCAGAAUCUACAAUGAUGGAGUCAAACAAUUCAAGUUCGGAUGACGAACGACGGUACGACGAAAAUAUUCACGAACCGGACAGUGGAGAGUAUCUUACAGUAAUUCCCAAAGAGGUAAGUUUUUUUACGUGGAAAAACUUGAUUUAUUAUUUUUAGCGAGAGAAAGUAACAAAAAUCUCCGAUGUAAUAAUAAAUUAAUUAAUUUAUCGAGAUCUAUUUUUUCAUAAAAAUAGCCUUUUGUGACAAAAGUUAGUUUAAAAAUUUAAUUCCGUUUACUUUUCUGGAAAGAGUGACGAUUUCUCAAACGCUAUUAGGAAAAAUUAGCGAGGUUGAGGCCGAAGUUUUAUACGGUAAAA